This is a messenger RNA of Cladophialophora immunda, 2855 nucleotides long. RefSeq lists its product as uncharacterized. Gene Ontology annotation, molecular function: nucleic acid binding. The transcript is spliced from 2 exons. The coding region runs from base 194 to 2611 and encodes 805 amino acids. Lineage: Eukaryota; Fungi; Ascomycota; Eurotiomycetes; Chaetothyriales; Herpotrichiellaceae. The record is from RefSeq and is a predicted model, not a curated record.
CAAAGACUGAGACAUGACUCUUCAUCUGUACGCACGAUUCACACCUACACCCGCAGAGUCGAUUGCUGGUAUUCAAUCUUCUGUAUUUCUAUCCUGUUGGCUCUAUGAUACUCGCUUCUUGGCAACAAUUACUGCCUAAAGCCCACUGUCGGAGGAGGGGCAACUCGCCUCAUUGCGUGACACCCCGCCCAACAUGGGUCCUCGUCAACGAGCGCAAGCUCGAAAGAAACGCAAUGGCGGACAGCAGAAUCACUCACCAUCGCCAUGGCGACAUGGUCAGUCAGGCUCUUCCAAAAAAGUGCCUGCUCCCUUCCACCGCAACCUUCUGCACGACUGGCAGGAUUUCUCAGACUCAAAUUCUCCUCAUCCUCCCCACUCGAUGUUGAGUAUGACUCAAACAGCUAGGAAUACUGAGCGUCAUGCCAUGUCCUGGGGUUCUACACGCCUCAGGGAACAGAGGAUCACUUUCAUCAGUGCCGGAGAUCUGAAGCAAGAAGACAUAGACGAAGUCGCGAAGGACAACGAACAAACACAGAAGGAAGCAACAUCAUCUGAAGAAACCUCAGACAAGCAAGCACAACAUAAGGAGAUUGUCCCACAUGUGUCAGAGAACGAAGAUCCCAUUAAUCACAAUAAGAGUCCAGUCAGGUCUAGUGUCCGAGAGCCCCGUGCAAGGAAAGACUCUGUUUCGUCGCAAUCAUCCGAAGAGAUCCUUUUUGCAGGCCGAAACAACCCUCCAGCAAAAAUUGUCACAAAUGCGUCGGUUCCCAGCUCAGAGCCUACGGUUCCCCCGGAACCCAGAAUUGCUGAGACAAAGCCUCCACCUCAGAGUUCUCCCGCGGCCAUUGGGCUCACCACCCGCGAUUCCAGUUCAUCUGGUUUGGACAAAUUCAAGAACAUUCUGCCUCCGCCCCGAAACCAAGCCUUCGACCGACGUGGUCGUCUUCGAGGUCGACCCGAAAGCCUGCAGAAAAGAGAAGAGGAAGAAGCCAUCAUUAAUGAUUACAUUGCAAACCUAGCGGUCGACGACGACAGCGACGAGGACGAAAUUCCUGAAAGCAAGCACUCGGUCAAAGCUGGAAGGAGAACUGAACAUUUCCGAUUCUUUGAUGGCGCCACUGAGCAAAAGGUUCACCUGCGGCCCCAAAAACCAAGUAAAUCUGUCAGAGAAUCUACCGACGUCAACCAAGCGAUCGAUUGGAACUCAAGUGAUCUGCAAGAUUUCGACGACUUCAGCACUACAGACGAGGAAAUUGUUGAGGUCAGCCAUGUUUUACGAUAUCGCAUACGUCCAACCGGUCCGCAGUAUCUCGUCAGCCCCCUUGGCAAAGACUCUAAUGAUCCUCGGUGGGUUCCACAUGGAAAGUUGACCUCGGCCUCUGCUGUCGACGAGAUCCGCAUCUUUGAAGAAAUUAGGAGAAUGAGAAUCCAAGAGUUUAUAGGAGACUCGGGCGACCCGGAGUCGUCGGACGCCGACGAGCUUUUGGAUGAUCUUGAUGACGACAUGGAAUCCGAGAACGAGGAAAAUGACCGCAUACUCGAGCGUACUGCGCGUAUGACAGAUGAGCAGAUCGCCCGAGCAUUGGCAAAGCAAGAAGAGCUGGGCAUGGGUGGCGACGAGCUGCUCUUGUUCGACGGGCAAGUUGUGGAAGACGACGAGGUCAAUAAUGAUGAUGAUGAUGAUAAUGAUGACAACGACGACGAUGACGAUGAGUUUGCAGCUGGCGAUGGCUUCAUCCCGUUUUCUUCGAAGAAGCAUAUUUCCAGCCGCGUCAAGUCAAAGAAAAACAGGCGUGAGCGCGAUACUUUCCCAUCUGCAACAGCUUUCGCCGAUGCUCUUGACCAGGAUCCAUACGGUGCGUUCGACAUUAUGGAUUUUGAUCGACCCAGUCUCCGACCUAAGAAGAAAGGACGUAAGUCGGACUUGCCUUUUGAACUCGGUGUCGAAGAUGAGGAACUGGCCGAGCGACUGCGCAGCACCUGGAACAAAGACCGGGAAAAGAAGGCGGCCCGCAAGCGCGAGAGACUAGAGGAACGUGAGGCCGCGCUUCUGGAAGCGUCCGAACGCAAUCACCCCGUCGCUAUCAAAGCAGAAAUCCGACAAUUCCUAAUUGAGGAAGUCACGACGCUGAAGUUGGCCCCAAUGGAUGCAGCAACUCGUGCUUCUGUCCAUCGGCUUGCCAAGUCGCUCAAGUUGAAGUCAAAGUCAGAGGGUAAGGAUGGCCACGGCACAGGGCGCUACCCUGUUCUGACCAAAAGUCCGCAUACCCCGAGAUACACGAUCGACACCGUCUGGGAGAUUGACGCCUUGAUGAGCCUGAGAAAGUUCUUCCCGAAGGACCGAAUUAGUUCCUACAAGUCUCGCGUUACUGCAACAUCUGGCUCCGCGAGAACUAGGAGAGGAGGCGGUGGAGCCGCGUCAGGUGCCACGUACAUGAAUGGUGAUAUUGUCGGUGCUUCUGCCCCAGAGCUCGGCGCCAACAACAAAGGUCGCGCGAUGCUUGAGAAAAUGGGCUGGGUCGAAGGCGUGGGACUAGGUGCUGUGGGAAACAAAGGCAGUCUCGAGGCUAUCAAACAUGUCGUAAAGACCACAAGGGCUGGACUAGGUUGAUUUCUUGGUCGGAUUGUCUACUGUUGGACUAUCACCAUCUAAGCUGGUGCUGGCAGAUACUGAUGGUUCCGGUUUAUGUGCCUCGCGCACAUGUGCAGGGCAUUCUGCAAGAGUUUCUGCCUACGGCUUAGCCUCGAAGAAGACACAAGUAGAAUAGCUAGCGGCUCGUGGAGAGAGACCGACUGUACGGCAGCCUAUUCGUAUUAUUAUUUGUCGCAGGAACAACACCAACCAAUGGAACGGC